Molecule: messenger RNA, 3681 nt
Organism: Gadus morhua (Atlantic cod)
Lineage: Eukaryota; Metazoa; Chordata; Actinopteri; Gadiformes; Gadidae
Product: usherin
Exons: 4
Coding region: 388-687 (99 amino acids)
Source: RefSeq, a predicted model, not a curated record
UGAAAUAUAAAGAAAAACUACUAUUAGUAUUGGUGUAUGGUAUGGCUGUAUAAUCAUCAAGGUGUUGUGGUAGCAGGUGUAGUAUUUAUGGUCCCAGUGAAACAAAGUAGAUGUGCGUGUACUUGCUGAUCACAGAACGCUAAAUCUACAGAUAAGUCGAAUCAAUUGUAUUCCAUUCUUUGUUUUGCGGUGCAGUCUGUAGUUUUGUCCUCAAUUUCCUCCCCCUGUCUCCAGGCCCUGAGCAGACCCCCGUUCACCAGGGAGAGACCCCCGCUGGUGUCUCUCCCCCAGCAGAAGAGGAACCGCAUCGCGGUGUACCCCCCCAGCAGCUCCGUUCUGUUCGACACGGCAGGCUUCUCCAACAACGUGACCCUGAAGGGCUUCACCAUGCACGCAGAGGAGAUUCUGGAUAUCAAAUGCGAGGUCCCCCCGUCGGAGCUCGGGGUCCUGAGCGUGUCCACCGUCUACGGCUCCGCCCAUAUUCCUUCCCAGAAUUCUUUGCGGCGUAGCGUCAGCCAGGCGCUGGACGGGAAGUCCCUGGCGGACGACAGUGACGUGUGGGACCCCCAUGUGCAGGGGGGCCACGACAGCGGGCUGUUCAUGGAAGACGAGGAGUUUGUGGACACCAUCAAAGGCUUCAGCACGGUGAGGAAGGAGCACACCAUGUUCACCGACACCAACCUGUGACCCCAGCCCCACCCCCCCUGGACGGAGCCUUGACCCCAACCUUGUAAACUGAACAUUCUCAUGAUCGAGUGUGUAGCCACAUGCGCUACAUGCUAACCGUCGUCCUCUUUAACAACACAGAUGUAAUAAACGUUCUAAAACAGUGUUUCCCAACAUGGGGUGGGGGACCCCAGUCGGGGUCGCCUGCUAUGUAUAUGGGGGUAACACCGACUUGUGAGUGUUCACUAUUCGAAGGAAAGGUCCUGUGAAGGCCCUAUAUAUGCACACAUCAUUAUGGUUCCUAGCAUGGUUCACUGGGACAUUGAUAUUCAUGGAAGUUGCAGAUAUGGUUCAAACGAUGAACGGGAAUCCAUAUUUAGACGUAUAAAUACAACGACGGCCCGAAACAGUUAGGAAGCACAGCUUUAAACUAUGGAAGCAGUCCUGGACCUGAAGUACACUCUGGCGUGGGUUUAAUAGGCCAGGAUUAAAAGCCUAUAGGAAUCGUCCUUUCACCAGUGUUAUUCUGAUCGGACAGAUGUCAUGGAUGACAUAUGGGGUAUACAGUGGGUAUAUACAUUUUAAGGCUAUGGAACUAUUAUAGGGCAAAAAGAUGAUUUUUUUUUCAUGACAUUUCAACAGAAACCAAGCAUUACGUUUACCUUCUAAGGUUUUCCACGUAAUUGGACUGAUGCGUUAUCGCAAUGAAUUGGCUUUCUAACCAAUCAAUGUAAAAACAUCUUUGACAUUUUUUCGUUUAGGUUUUUUAUUGCGUGUGAUGAACCUCUUUUAUUGUACACAGUGUUGAAACGCCAGCAGCAAUGAAGUGAUUUCACUGUGAAUUUAUAAAAAAUUGUUAGUCAAAUGUUCUUUUAUAUACGUUAAUCUUGCAUUUUUAAUGCUUUACGUUAUGCUUUAAUUGUAGCUUUUUGAUAUGCGUGACCAACAGCAGAGUAUGGAAUUCAUCUAAUAAAUGUCAAAAUAACAAAUGUGCUCAUAGAUCGUAUUCCAUUAAGGGCUAAAUCCAGGAUGCAUAAAAUAGUAGAGAGCAUCAAAUGAUCAUAUUAAUUUAUUUGUAAUGAGUUGCAAUGCAAUUUGGGCACAAACCAUUUGUGCCAUUAAAGUUAAUAGUAUGGGUACAAAACAUUCACAUAAUAAAUUAAUGUACUGCAAGUACAUAUCACAUAAAGACAGUAAACAUAAAACAACCCAAAAAGGGAAAGAAUUAUAUUGCGUUAAAAUCAAUGAGAUGAAUUUAUAUACAAAUUUCAGGCAUUUAAAAAGGCAGCCUUUUUUCUUUUAAUGUUGCUGGUUUUGCAAUAUAUAAAUAUAAAUCUCCAACACGCCAUUAUGCUGAUAUGCAAGUUUAAAAGACCUAAUGGGAGGAGGGAGGGGGGGGGCAGAAGGGCUUCAUCCUGAGAGGAAGCGUGUCUCAGAUCUGCUUCUACGGCACAAAAAAACUCUUCCGUUUAAGUUCAAGAACUCAACAUCUCGUUGCGAUUCUUCUCUUGAGAUUUAAAGUGAGCGAGUUAUCAAAUCAUCUGAAAAGUGCAAACUGCUCCGAAAAAUGUCAAAUCUUGUGUGCUGCUGCGUGCAUCGUGUCCCUUUUCAGGGAGGUGUUAGUAAUUCUUGACAUGGCAUGGUCAUCGAAAUGCGUUUUGAAAUGGCAUGCAGCACAUGCUGGGUUACGAAUGCUUCUUAAAGCUGGAAGGACAUGUCCUGAUUCAAAAAGGUAAACCGUUCAUUUGUACAUCAGUGUUCUCCAAACGUCCUGGCGGAACCCCUGCCGUUACCACAACGCAACUUUGGCCGCUGCUUUGUGCGACGGCUAAACGCAUCGCAGUACCAAUCUUUCCCUGUAUCUCUUCUUCGCUGCUGGUGGGACAAAAGAGGUGUCAUAAAGACCAUGAAGACUGAAGACCUGACACUAAAAGAAAGACUCAAUCCAUGCGGCGACUAAACGUCAAGCGGUCCCUAAAAAAAAGGUUGCCAUGACGUGGCGGUGAUACAAAAGCUAAGGACAACAACAGCCUUUAAAAGGAGUGACUAGCAGAGCGUGAUUCGUCUCUAGCUGACAACACCACCUUAAAAAAAAAGAAAAAAAGGUCUACAACUGAUAAGAACACCUAACUAGAUGUUUCUGCUGAGCUACGCUAGGCUACGUUACACACAGACGGACUUAAACUCCUGACAAACUGACAUCUAAGCCCUGACGCAUGUUGCCGAGCUGCGCGUCGUGAUCUCGUGUUCGCAGCGGAGACAUUCCCGACGCCGCACUGGAAAAACGUUAGGAUGUGCUCUGGAAUGUCGGGUCGUUAAACCCGCUGGAUCCUUUAAAACCGCCAUUUUGUUAAAGAGCCAACUCUGUCGAUAGUACCUGAAAACUAGAGACCUUGAGGAGACACAGAGAAACUCAGGAGAUGCUUGGAUGGCUUUGGAUCCCUGUGUUAGGUUAACCACCUUUCCAGAGAUAUGGCCUGUUUUAAAAGUAGGGGCGACUGAUCAACAAUCAAUGAGGAGGACAAAAUAUAGGAUUAUUAAAGGUUAGGAGAUUGAAAGUAUAAAGUUCAGUGGGGUAUUUAACAACAACAGCAAUGACAUUUUCCUUAUCUGCGUGCAAGCAGGCGGUUGAGAUGCCUCUGUACUUUACAUAACCUGACCUACCACAGUUGUUCCUUGAAUAUGAUCGCCUUUUUGGCAAAUGCCAUUUAUUUUGUUACCUGACUUUAACAUUUUUCCAUUCAUUGCUUGAAUAAACCGGACGUACCAAUGAUAACCAAUAACGCUACUCGCGGGCCAAAGGUGAACAACAGCACUUGAAUGGAAACUUCAAUGUAAAUUAAAGAGUAACUAUUAGCAGUACCAAGUCUCUCUCUUGGCCUCAACGACCCACUACACAAAACAUGUGACACUGAACACGGGCUCCCCAGUUAAAUCUCUUACAUUAAAACCUUAAUUACACUUUUUUCCCUUUUUGACAUUCCGUAGAAGUCUUGUAUAGGUGCCUUUUUCUUA